Trichoderma harzianum CBS 226.95 is the source of this 588-nucleotide messenger RNA. RefSeq lists its product as hypothetical. Bases 89 to 295 code for a protein of 68 amino acids. NCBI's taxonomy places the organism in Eukaryota, Fungi, Ascomycota, Sordariomycetes, Hypocreales, Hypocreaceae. The transcript has a single exon. The record is from RefSeq and is a predicted model, not a curated record.
GUCACCCACUCAACUACUAAUCUGCCUCUCAUUAGCUUGACUCUGGGAGAGCGGACGGGAUCCCGUAUAUUCUAAUGGAUAUGGUCGUAUGUGCUUGAUCUCAGGGGUAGUUGGCCUCAAGUUAGUUGCCACAGAAGGCAUCCACAAUAAAAAAAUAAAAACAUACAACAGCCGGUGUUCGCUAAUGGUCACCCACUUAACUACUAAUCUGCCGGUUAGAGGCUUGUCUAUGGGGGAGCAGACGGGACCCCGAAUUCUCCUCUACCUAUGGUCGUAUGUGCUAGUGGAAGCUUAGUCCAGGAUCAUAUGCGUAUACUUCGACAAGGCUGUCACUAUUGGGCAUGAUACAGAUUGACUUGAGCUCGAGACGACAUCGAGAUGUUUAAUGCGUCGAUGACUUAACAGUGGAGAGGGCUGCCCAAAGUCAGGGUCGUAUAUUCGUGGUGGUGGCUGCUGAAGUUAGUUUUUAGCCCAAAGAAGCCACCGGGCCUAAUUGUUCAAAAUGCUUCGUGAUACUUUCUUUUUAAUUGGGGCAAGAGAGUGAUGCUUUGAGCAAUUCAAAACUAUUUAAUCUCUCAGUUCGUUCUU